GAAAAAUCAUCAUUAAAUGGAUUUGCUAAAAAAUAUAUUAUUAAGGGUAAAUCAGGUGUUUUACCUAAUCAGUUUUUUAUAGAUAAAUAUCCUAUUAUUAAGGAAUUUCUUAAAAAUCAUCGAAAUACUAAAGUAAAAUUUAUUUUAGAUGUUGUUAUGGAAAAAAAGGAAAAGUUAUCAAAAGAUAGUAAUCAAAUAUUUGAAAUUCAAGAUCAUACAUACUUUCAUUCUGAUACACAUACUAAUUUGGUUUCAACUAAUGUAAAAAAUAUAAUUAGUAAAAGUAAAACAAAAAUUAUUGAAGGUAUAUCUACAUAUCAAAAUAAUGGUAGUGAUUGGUAUUUUAAAGAAAUUAGUAAACUAGAAAUUCAUACAAAUGAAUUCAAACCAAUGAGAGGUUCUUCUUAUAUUCCUCUUCCAGAUUGGAUUAUGAGAAAAAAAGCAAUUGUUAGUAUUAGAAAUAAAGAUCAAAAAUGUUUUCUUUGGUCAGUACUUCGUUAUUUACAUCCAAGAGAAAAAAAUGAUAGUCGUUUGUCAGAUUUAAAAAAAUAUGAAUUUUCACUUAACACUAAAGGAAUUACUUUUCCAAUGAAAGUAAAAGACAUUACAAAAUUUGAAAAUCUUAAUCCAGAUAUUCCAGGAAUAAAUGUUUUUUCAAAUAAUGAUAAAAAUAUUAUUUAUCCUUUGAGGGAGGUAAAGAAAGAAUGUAAAAAUACUAUUGAUUUAUUUUUGUAUGAAGAAGAUGGUAAAUUUCAUUAUUCUCUAAUUAAAAAUUUUCAAAGACUUAUACGUAGUCAAAUUACUACAAGAACAGAUGAACCAAUACAAAUUUGUAAGAGAUGUUUUUGUCAUUUUACAAAACAAGAAUUAUUAGAAAAACAUAUGGAAUAUUGUUAUAGUAAUAAAUCAUCAUUUGUAAAAAUGCCAAAAUCAGGAUCUAGUUUACAUUUUAAAAGUUAUUAUAAACAACUUCCUAUUCCUUUUUGUGUAUAUGCAGAUUUUGAAUGUAUUACUAAAACAAUGAGUAGUUGCUGCCCUAAUCCUAAAGAUUCUUAUAAUUUUAACUAUCAAAAACACGAACCAUCAGGAUUUUGUUUUUAUGCUAAAGGAAUUGCUGGUAAAAAAAUUAAACCAAUUAUUUUUACAAAAUCUUCUGAUGAUGAAGAUGUAGCAAAAAUAUUUGUAGAAAAACUUACUGAAAUGACAAAAGGAAUUUAUAACGAUUUUUAUUGCAAGCCAAAAAAAUUAGUAAUGACAUCAGAAACACAAAAAGAAUUUAAUAACACAGUUAAUUGUUAUAUUUGCGGUUAUAAAUUAGGUAAAGAUAGAGUUAGAGAUCAUUGUCAUUUUACAGGUGAGUAUCGUGGUGCUGCGCAUAACAAAUGUAAUCUUAUGUGUAAAAAACCCAGAAUAUUACCAGUUAUAUUUCAUAAUCUUCAGGGUUAUGAUGCACAUUUAUUUAUUAAACAACUUGCUAAAUUAGAUGGAAAAUUAGAUUGUAUUCCAUCUACUGAAGAAAAGUACAUUUCAUUUUCUAAACAUAUCAAAGUUGGAGAAUAUAAACAUAUAAAUGGUGAUAUUAUUCCAAUAACUUUUGAAAUAAGAUUUUUAGAUUCAUAUAAGUUUCUUCAAUCAUCUCUUGGUAAUCUUGUAUCAAAUUUGUCAUUAGAUGAUUUUCAUAAUACCAAAAGUGAAUUUAAGAAAAAUAUAUCACUAUUAACUAGAAAAGGAGUUUAUCCUUAUGAUUAUGUUUCAUCACUUGAUAAAUUAUUAGAAACACAAUUACCACCAAAAGAAGAAUUUUAUUCAAAACUUAAUGAUGAAGAUAUUACAGAUGAAGAUUAUCAACAUGCAAUAAAAGUGUGGAAUGCGUUUGGAUGUAAAACAAUAAGAGACUAUCACAAUCUUUAUUUAAAAUCUGAUGUUAUGCUUUUAGCAGAUGUAUUUGAAAAAUUUAGAUCAACUUGUCUUAAACAUUACAAGCUAGAUCCAGCUCAUUACUACACAUCUCCAGGACUUGCUUGGGAUGCAUGUUUAAAAAUAACAGGUCAAAAUUUAGAAUUAUUAAAUGAUUAUGAUAUGUUAAUGAUGUUUGAACGUGGUAUUCGGGGUGGGAUUACACAUAUAUCAAAAAGAUAUUCAGAAGCAAAUAAUAAAUAUAUGAAAAGUUACGAUCCUGAAAAGAAAUCAAAAUUUAUUCAAUAUUUGGAUGCAAACAAUCUUUAUGGAUGGGCUAUGAGUCAAAAUCUUCCAACUCAUGGAUUUAAAUGGAUGAAAGAUUUAACAUUGGAAAAGUUAAAUAAAAUUUUAGAAACAAUAAAUUCUAGCAUGUCUAAUACUGGUAAAAAGGGUUAUAUAUUUGAAGUUGAUUUGGAAUAUCCUGAACACUUAUGGGAUAAUCAUAAUGACUAUCCUUUAGCACCUGAGUUAAUGAAAGUUAAUGGUGUUGAAAAACUAAUAUGUCAUUUCAAAGAACGAAAAAAUUAUAUCAUACAUUAUCGAGCUCUUAGACAAUGUUUAGAGUUGGGUAUGAAAAUUACUGCUGUACAUAGAGGAAUAUCGUUUUAUCAAUCUCCUUGGAUGGAAUCAUAUAUUAGAAAAAAUACUGAACUUAGAAAGGCAGCAACCAACAGUUUUGAAAAAGACUUUUUUAAAUUGAUGAAUAAUUCAGUUUUUGGUAAAACAAUAGAAAAUAUAAGAAAAAGACAAAAUGUAAAUCUUAUUGAUAAUCGUGAGAAAGCUAUCAAAUUAUCAAGUCGUCCAAAUUUUGAUAGAAUAACAAUAUUUGAUAAAAAUCUUAUUGCAAUUCAUAUGAAAAAAACUGAAGUGUAUUUUAAUAAACCAGUAUAUGUUGGUCAAGCAAUUUUAGAUUUAUCAAAAACUUUAAUGUUUGAUUUUCAUUAUAACUACAUAAAAAAUAAAUAUGGAAAAAAAGCUCAGUUAUUGUUUACAGAUACAGACAGUUUAAUGUAUGAAAUUAAAACAAAAGAUUUUUACAAAGAUAUAUAUGAUGAUGUAAAAAAUAAAUUUGAUACUAGUGAUUAUCCAUCAGAUCAUCCUUCUGGAAUAACAACAGGAGUUAAUAAAAAAGUAAUAGGCAUGUUUAAGGAUGAAGUAGCUGGAAAACAAAUAACACAUUUUGUUGGGUUGAGACCGAAACUUUAUAGUUUUAAAAUUGAGGAUGAAAAAGAAUUAAAAAAGUGUAAAGGAAUAAAGAAAAAUGUUAUAAAAAAGGAAUUAGAUUUUGAUGCUUAUGUUAAUUGUUUGUUUACAGAUAAAAAAGAAAUGAGAACUAUGAAAAUUAUAAAAAGUGAAAAACAUGAUAUAUAUUCUAAAGAGGUUAAUAAAGUAGCUCUAAGUAAUCAAGAUGAUAAAAGAAAAGUACUUAAGAAUAAAAUUCAUACUUUAGCAUUAAGAUAG
Molecule: messenger RNA, 3420 nt
Organism: Porites lobata
Lineage: Eukaryota; Metazoa; Cnidaria; Anthozoa; Scleractinia; Poritidae
Source: the annotation of a GenBank genome assembly